This is a messenger RNA of Manihot esculenta (cassava), 1426 nucleotides long. RefSeq lists its product as uncharacterized. Lineage: Eukaryota; Viridiplantae; Streptophyta; Magnoliopsida; Malpighiales; Euphorbiaceae. The transcript has a single exon. The coding region runs from base 594 to 1052 and encodes 152 amino acids. The record is from RefSeq and is a predicted model, not a curated record.
UGAUUCACCUUCUCUGUAAUUGUAUAUAUUUUGCAUCUAUUCACAUAUUUCUUGGCCCAUAGCGAUUGUGGUGCUUAGUUUUUGCAAUUAGGCUGUAAUAGUUUUCGCACUUAGUAAACUACAAAAAUUUCUUUCAUGAUCACGUAUAUUGAUGAUUCAUGGCUUGAGUUCUAGUCAAGGUUGUUUAACUUGCAUUUUUAAUAUAGAAUAUGUGAGGAGUGUCUAAACUUUAAUUGUAAAAUCAAGUACUGGAACUGUAAGAUUUUAGCAACCAUAUAAUAUAGGGUAAUUUACUAGGACGUACCUAAGGUUUGACCAAACCUACAAACUCGUCCCUCACUAAACUUUGUGUAAUAACUUAGUCCCUAACUUUCAUUUCCGUCUAACAAAAUGGGCCUUCCAUGAAAAAAAAAAAUCUUACUGUGAGUUGACCAUUGGCCAAUGAAUAUGUAAUUUUUAUUGGCGAAAAUAUCCUCCAGAAACUUCGUCUCUAAUAUUGCCUACCCCGUUUGCUAAACCCUACUGCAAAGCCCUGCACUUGGCGAGCUCAGUUACAGUAUUCACACGCAUAUCAACCACCACCACUGGCAGCAAUGGCGCGGAGACUAUGUCUCCACACCCUAACCCGUCAAGCCAUAGCUCUCCCCUCUUCAAACCCUACCACACUGCAUCACCCUUUCACAGUUGUAUCUCCUUUCACCAAUCUUAAUUCUGUCAGAGCUCUCCUCAUCUCCAGAUCCUUUCACAUUUUUAUCAAUGCUGACUCCACAUGGUGUAUCAUCUGGUCUCACCACCGUUCUCGCUAUUUGUCGUCAGAUUCUCGUGAUACAAGCGAAAACGAUGAGGAAGAUGAAGAGACAGAGGAAGAGGAGAGCGAUGGAGAAGGGGACAUGAGUUCUAAUUUGAAGAGAGAGUAUUCGGCGGAGGAGAGGGAAGCGGAGGCUGCCGCAAUUGCUUUAGUUGUGUCACCUUCAACUUUUUCAUUCUACUCCUCGAUAGAUUUUACAUUCUCCAAGGAAUCUUUUGGAAAAGGAUUGAUCAUUGCCAGGUGAACUGCUGAAAGAAGAUGUAAUUGGUGUAUAUGGCUUUUUUUGUUGUUUGGUUUCUAGAUCCAUGUUUGCUAUUCCAUUUAUGUAAGAAGUGGCUCAGAAAUUUCCACAGUUGAAGUGCUUGUAUCAGUCUCCACUUUCCUUUUUUCCUUUUUCUUCAAUGAAACGGAGUCAUCAAUUUGCUGCUGAAGACUUGACCGCAUAUUACCAUCUUCAUCUCGUCUAUCAGUGUUAAUUGAUUCCUCCUUGGCUUUUCAUUUCUUUGACAUCAAGUUGAACCCUUGAAAUGAAGCAUCAAUGGACUGCUGUCUCGCAUCUUACUUUUCUGCUUUGCUUUUAACGAGUAUGCGUGAAUGAUACUUUUUUUUUUAAUUAAA